Messenger RNA from Carassius auratus (goldfish), 2671 nucleotides. RefSeq names its product peptidyl-prolyl cis-trans isomerase G-like. Gene Ontology annotation, biological process: protein peptidyl-prolyl isomerization; protein folding. Gene Ontology annotation, cellular component: cytoplasm; mitochondrion. Bases 156 to 2240 code for a protein of 694 amino acids. The record is from RefSeq and is a predicted model, not a curated record. Lineage: Eukaryota; Metazoa; Chordata; Actinopteri; Cypriniformes; Cyprinidae. Gene Ontology annotation, molecular function: cyclosporin A binding; peptidyl-prolyl cis-trans isomerase activity. The transcript has 13 exons.
CUGGUUCAGGCGGUUUAUGUCUUUACCCAGAAUGCACCGCUGAUCGUCACGGCGCCAUCUCCAGACGUGCGCGCGCGGCCAGGAGAACGACAGUCGAUGUUGUUAACGUUCUCUUCGUUUUGUCAGCAUUGGUUUAACUUGAUUCAAACAUUGUGAUGGGGGUGAAGGCACAGCGUCCUCGCUGCUUCUUUGACAUCGGCAUCAGUAAUGUGCCAGCGGGACGAGUGGUCGUGGAGCUUUUCUCGGAGGCGUGUCCUAAGACAUGUGAAAACUUCCGCUGCCUGUGCACAGGUGAGAAAGGAAUUGGCAAGACCACCCAGAAACCCUUGCACUACAAAGGAAGUCUGUUUCACAGGAUAGUAAAGGACUUUAUGAUACAAGGAGGAGACUUCAGCGAAGGGAAUGGCAGAGGUGGUGAAUCUAUAUAUGGAGGUUUCUUUGAAGAUGAGAGCUUCUCAAUGAAACAUACCAAAGAUUUCCUGCUGUCGAUGGCAAACAGAGGGAAGGACACCAAUGGCUCACAGUUCUUUAUAACUACAAAACCAACUCCUCACUUGGAUGGAAUUCAUGUGGUGUUUGGUCAGGUGAUCUCCGGCCAGGAGGUGAUCCGGAUGAUCGAGAGUCAGAAGACCGAUGCCAACAGCCGACCCUACGCUGAGGUCAAAGUGCUCAACUGUGGGGAACUUGUUCCAAAAUCAAAAGCAAAGAAAGAAAAGAAGAAGCAUCAGUCAUCCAGCGAGAGUGAUGGUGACUCUUCCUCAGACAGCUCCACAGACUCCGAGGAAUCAGAGAAGGAAAAGAAACGCCGCAAGAAACAUAAGAAGGAACACAAGAAAAAGAAAGAACAGAAACACAAGAAGAAAGACAAGAAAGGGUCUGAUGAGGAAGAGGCUGAUCCCCAAUCCUUGUCGACCGUCCGUCCAGAGGAAGUCCCGCCCAUUCCAGAAAACCGCUUCCUAAUGAGGCGAAGCCCCCAAAAGGCCAAAGAAGAGGAGCAAGGGAAAGAAAAGCAAAAGGAAGACUCUGGGAAAGACAGACAAAGAGAAAGAGACCGGGAGAGAGAGAGGGAAAGGGACAGACCCAUGACGAACUCACGGCCAAACCGCACAAGACUGGUGAUGACCAGGUCAGGGCGCAGAAUUAAAGGAAGAGGACCGAGGCGCUACCGGACACCAUCUAGAUCUCGCUCGCGUUCAUGGGAUCGGUUUCGCCGCAGUGAGACGCCUCCACACUGGAGGCAGGAAAUGCAAAGGACACAGAAAGCUAAACCCAACACAACCGCCACCCAGGAACGAUGGAUCAAGGGGGACAAAGGCGAUAUGUUAGAGGUAAAGACACAAGCCAAUGAGCCAGCGACUGAGAACAAAGCUGCACGACAAGAAGAAGCAAAAAAGAAGUCUGAACGAGAAAAGAGAGAUGCAAAGCGGGAAAAAUCACGCAGUCCCUCCCGGGGAAGAGACAGGAAGAGGGACAAACAUCGCUCCAAAAGCAGAGAUAGGGACGCACGGAAAAAGACGGAUGAUGAUGCAGAAAAAAAGAAAGCUCGCAGUCAGAGCAAGAGCAAAGAAAAGAAGAGAGAGAAGGAAAAGCACAGCAAAGCGGAUGAUAAGCGAGGACGCUCAAGCAGCAAAGACAGGAAAGAGAAAGAUGCCAAAGAGCGAGAGAAAGAGGGUGAACAAAAAGACAGAAGCAAAGAAAGAACCAAACAUCCUGAAGGGAAUGAUAAGGAUAAGUUGAAGGAUGGGGAAAAGAAGAAGAAUGGAGAGCAGAGACUUGACCGAUCGAAAAGCAGAGAAAAGGGUCGCGAUGCAUCACACCGGUCCAGAUCCAGAGGCCGCGACAAGCAUGACCAAUCACAUGAGCGAGGCCGUGACCGACACCACAGCAGCAGUCGAGACAGAAGAUCAACUCGCCGGUCGAGAAGCAGAGAGCCAGACAUAAAAGACCGCGGGAGAGACGCAGAAGACAGAAACAAGAGGAGGAGUACAGAAGAGUCAAAGAGCAAAGAGAGCAGAGGACGAGACAGGAGCUCCCAGAGACAGAGAAGCCGAGAGCGAGAUGAUCGACAGAGCGGCAGGAAGAGGAAUGAAAAGAGUGACAGUGGAAGCAGCGAUUCAGAGAGCGAGGCUGAGAAACAGAAGAAAAGAAAAAGGAGCGAGAGUCCGAAAUCUAAAGACAAAUCUAAAAGUCCAGGUAAAAAUGCGAAGAAAAAGGACUCCUCUUCCAGUGACAGCGACUGAGAGACUGCAUGUACCACUUUGUUUAUUUGUUUUCUUUUUCCCAUCAGUGACUUACUGUACAACGACUGAUACAAAGACUUAUUUUAGUCAUUGUGUGAACCAGACAUGUCCUUCUCCUGAACACCUGGAAUAUUUUUUUCUAAUGGCUGAUACCAGUUGCAUCCUCAUUUAAGUUGAAUCGGUUAUAUUUGUCCAACUUUUAUCAGAUAUUUGUUUUCAUUUUCUUGCCCAUAUCCGACAUAAACGUUUAGUGUAACUGGUUGCUUAACUGUUUUUCUGUCUGAUCUGAGCUGUGUUUUUUAAAAGGGGUUCGUUGGAGACAUGUUUGAGUACCUUAAAGAUUUGUAAGGGCUUUAUGUUUGUAAAAAGAUGGCAAUGUUAGGUUCUGUUGAAUUUGACAAAUAAAAUUGAAACUCAACCUGUGAUUUAAA